AUGGGUCGCAUGCACAAUCCCGGCAAGGGUAUCUCACAGUCGGCGUUGCCAUACCGUCGAUCGGUACCAACUUGGCUUAAGCUUACAAGUGAGGAAGUUCAGGAGCAAAUUACACGUCUUGCUAAAAAGGGUUUACGUCCCUCACAGAUUGGUGUAAUACUGCGUGAUUCACAUGGCGUUGCCCAGGUUCGACGUGUUACCGGUAACAAGAUUGUACGCAUUUUGAAAUCUAAAGGUAUGGCGCCUGAAAUCCCGGAAGAUUUGUAUCACCUUAUAAAAAAAGCAGUUAAUAUUCGCAAGCACUUAGAGAGAAAUCGCAAGGACAAAGACUCAAAGUAUAGACUGAUUCUUGUCGAAUCACGUAUCCAUCGCUUGGCUCGAUAUUACAAAACGAAACGCCAAUUGCCAGCCACGUGGAAAUACGAAUCAUCAACGGCGUCAGCACUUGUUUCAUAA
Molecule: messenger RNA, 456 nt
Organism: Brugia malayi
Lineage: Eukaryota; Metazoa; Nematoda; Chromadorea; Rhabditida; Onchocercidae
Gene: Bma-rps-13
Product: 40S ribosomal protein S13, putative
Exons: 4
Coding region: 1-456 (151 amino acids)
Biological process (GO): translation
Cellular component (GO): ribosome; cytosolic small ribosomal subunit; nucleolus
Molecular function (GO): small ribosomal subunit rRNA binding; structural constituent of ribosome
Source: RefSeq, a predicted model, not a curated record